CACAGCUUUGCAGACUCCAGGAAUCUGUCAUUUGAAUUGAUUCAGAGUGACAGCGGGAGAAGGCGGUGGAAACUGCAUGCCUCUUGCAGUCUUUCUUCACAUCUGGCUCCUCUCAGAGCCAUCAUCAACCACUUCAAUCCAAAGAUAGAGUCUUACGCUGCUGUGAAUCACAUCUCACAGCUCUCAGAAGAGCAGGUUUUGGAAGUGGUGCGUUCCAACUAUGAUACGCUCACCCUAAAGUUGCAGGAUGGGCUGGACCAAUAUGAACGCUACUCUGAGCAACACAAGGAAGCUGCUUUCUUUAAAGAACUGGUUCGGUCCAUCAGCAUCAAUGUACGGAGGAAUUUGGCUUUCAACACCCUCAGCCAGGAGGCUUUGCUUAAAGAAUUUUCAACUAUUUCCUGAAGUAGGAUCACUUGCCUGCUUCCUGACUGGUCCUGGUGUUAUUGCACCCCCUUCCCCAGCAUUGACUGUAGCUCCUGGUUGUGGCAAGGCCUAGCCCUAGCGUGUGUAUGUGUGUUUUCCAGGGAAAACGAAGGGGAGAUUUGUACUUGUCCCAUAUCUUUGGGAUUAGAGAACCGACAAUAUGGUCUACUCUGGAGAGUGGAAGUAGGGAAGAGGGAUCCAUAGUUAUUGAUCUUCCCCACUUUUCUUUGUGGUAGCUCUUGUGCAAGGGUAAGAGUUUGCUCCCCAUAUGAGCAAAAUUAGAACAGAAGAAUGUUGCUCAAAAGGCUCAUCCUUCCAGUUCUCUUGAAGCUGUCUAUUGUUGGACAGUGGCCUGGGAAGAGCAAGUAGUGCAAGAAACAAGCCCUUAAUGAUAUGGGCAGACUAAAUGAACUCCUGCCAUAUGUACACAUGUGCUGUAACGCCCUAGUCAUCAGCUUGGCUUGGGUGCUUUGAAUUAGCUGUCCUUGUGUAUUAUUAGCUCCUUCUCCAGUUGGUGUUGAAAUUAACAUCUGAGGGUACUGCCCUUUCCUCUGAGUUAGUGCCUCCUGUUCUGAAUGGUGCUUGCCAGAGCUGCUUCUGGAGGAUUUUCCCAGUGCCCAGUCUAAAAUACUUGGUCUCUGGAAUUGCUUAACUAAGAGGCUACCUCUCUCAACUCAUUCCUGCUGUUACUACUGCCCUAUUUUAAGACUCCAGGAAUGAGCUGAUUAUUAUAUAUCAGUGAUUUAUUUUCAAAGGAGCAAUAAGGAGCAAAUUAUGUCCUAUGCUGUUUCUACUGCGCAUACAUCUGAUGUACAAACACGAGCCAUUUCAUCUUGUUCCCAGAAGGCUGGUAGAUCUUCUUCAUUAGAUUCCUUAAUAUCUUUCCACUGGCUUGAUAUGCAUGGAUUCCUACCCCAAUACUGAUAAAGGGAUCAGCUACUCCUGUUCAUAUUGUCAGUAUCUUCUCUUUCACACUGCCCAAACCAAAUUCCACACUGAGCUGAUGCAGGAACAGUGUAACACCGUACUUUCUUUGUAUUUCAAUGGAGUGUUUCAUUAGGUAGGUAGCUGGGUUUAGCUGUUGUCACAGCUUUUGAAGAAAAGGAGAACUUGGGGGAGAGGAAUCUAGUACUCUACAUCUGUUGUACUCAGUUCAGUACUUCUGUUCACCAAGUAGUGCAACUUCUGAUUAUAAGACACAUUUCUUGUGUUGUCCCGUCAUACUUCUGUCAUGGUGCAACUUUUUUAUUUUCCUAGCUUCUUAAAAUCAAAAAUGGUAAAGACACUAAAUUACUUUCCUUUAUUCACAUAAAAGAAAUACAGUGCUCUGUUUGGGAAACAAAGCUGGUUAGACCUCUGGAAUUCUACUCGGAAAAGAGAUCUCACUCCUCCAACAUACUUUUAACCUUCAGUUAAGAAUUUUAGUAGAAUUUGGUGCUGUACCCAUUUGGGAUGUGGGAAAAGUAAUACCAUGUGUAUUCUCAUCCAUGUUGCUGAAUCACCUCCAUUGGAUACAAACAGGUGUCACGCAAGCAAGUGUACAUGCAUCUUACUGGGAUCUUUCCUUAUACUACUUUAAUAGAUUAAUAUUCAGACAGAUUUUGUUUCAGAGAGACCUUAUGUAAUUUCUGUGUUCUUUUGGAAUGGAUGAGAGAAGCCCCCACUCUGUGCCCUUUCCCAAUGCAUCAGUGAGUAUCAGCGAUGCACAGCAAUGAAUUUUAGUACCAAGAGUUUUUGGAAAGACUUCUGUUUACUAGAAGGAACAUAGUGAACACCCUGCUGCUGAAACAACACCUGUAAGCGGAUGUAUAUAGAACUCUUGUACAGAUCACUCAAGAAGUGAGAAGGGGUGUGCCUCUGAUCACUCUUUUGUGUGCAGUGUACCAUUUUGUGUUCUCUUUGGAGGCGUAAUAAAUUAUUAUUACUCUUAACA
Sceloporus undulatus (fence lizard) is the source of this 2359-nucleotide messenger RNA. Its product is annotated as armadillo-like helical domain-containing protein 3. Gene Ontology annotation, cellular component: cytosol. The annotation marks the transcript as partial. Gene Ontology annotation, biological process: regulation of Golgi organization. The record is from RefSeq and is a predicted model, not a curated record. NCBI's taxonomy places the organism in Eukaryota, Metazoa, Chordata, Lepidosauria, Squamata, Phrynosomatidae. The transcript is spliced from 4 exons.